Molecule: messenger RNA, 1407 nt
Organism: Exophiala xenobiotica
Lineage: Eukaryota; Fungi; Ascomycota; Eurotiomycetes; Chaetothyriales; Herpotrichiellaceae
Exons: 1
Coding region: 95-1225 (376 amino acids)
Molecular function (GO): oxidoreductase activity
Source: RefSeq, a predicted model, not a curated record
UACGAAUCCAAGUAUUCAACAGCCGUUGACAAAUCGAUCGGGCCUUGCACAACAGUCCACCAAUAACACUUUCGUUCAAUUGCCCACGCCCACCAUGCUUCCCUCACUCUUGUCUUUCGUUACUGCCACAGCCUUACUCUCUUCAGCUGUGUCGGCAGUCCCCGUCAACACUCACACUGCUCGCACACCCGCACCACAAUGGGCCGACUGGACGCAGCCUUGCACAGCCGAGACCAUCAAAACACGUGUGGACUUCAACAACAUGGCUCCCAUCGACCGCAAAGCCUACACCGAUGCCGUUAAGUGCCUGAUGGCUCAACCCUCUCAACUUGACCAGAGUCUGUAUCCCGCUGCCACCAAUCGGUAUAUGGACUACGCCGUCAUUCACGUCAACCGAACCCAGCAUGUGCACCUCGACGCCUUCUUCCUCACAUGGCACAGGUACUUCCUGUGGCUCUACGAGACCGACCUCCAACAGACCUGCGGCUACACCGGCGCGUUCCCGUACUGGAAUUUUGCAGAGACCGCCGACGACCCGCACAAGUAUCCCAUCUUCGACGGAUCCGAGUACUCGAUGUCCGGUGACGGUCUCUAUAACAACACCGGCCCGAUCACGCUAGGCGCUGAACUCACCAUCCCACACGGCACUGGCGGCGGCUGCGUGACCACGGGCCCGUUCGCCAACAUGAUUGCACCGCUGAAAUUCAUCGACCCUACCACGCUGACGACCGGCACUCUGCCAGACGAUGCCUUCGCCUACAACCCCAUUUGCCUGCAGCGCGAUCUGAACGCGUACGUGUCGCAGACAUACACCAACACCGCCCAGCUCGUGGCCGCAGCCCACGCCACCAACGCGAGCAACUUCGAGUACCUCCUCAACGGCGUGAUCGGCAGUUCAAGCCUGGGCAUCCACUCUGGCGCCCACUUCAGCGUCGGCGGACAGAUGAACUCGAUCCACGUGUCCGCACAGGAUCCCAUCUGGUACCCGCUGCACACCAUGAUCGACCACGUCUACACCAGCUGGCAGGUCAACUACCCGGACCUCGCGGACCAACUGGACGGCAGCACGGGCACGGCUCUGAACACUCCGCCCAGCGACGUCGUCACCCUGGACACGAUCGAGCCUGAUUGGGGUUACUUCCAGCUUGCCUCGAUCCCCGUGCGCGAUCUGAUCAGCACGACCGCUGGGCCCUUUUGCUACCAGUACGAUGUUAUCAUUUCCUAAAGUUUUUGCACGCAGCACGAUGUGAAAACCAUACUAGUAUGGUUUGGAUGGAGGAAAAAGUAAUGCAUAGCCAAAUGCAUUGGCCGUGUCAUUGAGAGGAAGCUUGGGCUACAAAAUGGGAUAUCGAGUAAUGAGAAUGACUGGCACGCAGCAUACAAUACGAGUAAUGUACAAACUAAAAC